AUGAAAUCUCCCGCCGCAUCAGCAGCGCGCCUGGCGCUCUCCUCUGCCCGCAGAACCGGUCUCGCAUCCUCCCGCCGGCCCGUCGCGCCCGUCCUCGGUUCCGUCCGGUCAUGGCGCGCUCUAAGCGGCCGCGCCCACAUGUCGACUGUUGUCGAGGAUCUGGGAAACACACCCUCGCCGCCCCCGCCUCCGCCUGCAGCUGCCCCUGCCUCUGUCGAGGCUGAGAGAGCAGCCAAUGCGCGCGAAAUCCUCAAGAGAGCCGUCAAUGCCACGGCCCCACGGAACAACUGGACGAAAGAGGAAAUCGCCGCUAUCUACUACACCCCGCUGAUGGAUCUCGCUUUCAAAGCUGGACUCGUCCACCGCCGCUUCCACGACCCCGCCGAAGUCCAGCUUUGCACGCUGAUGAACAUCAAGACGGGUGGCUGCACCGAGGACUGCAGCUACUGCGCGCAGUCGACGCGCUACCAGACGGGCGUGCAGGCGCAGCGCGUCGAGCCGGUCGAGGCGGUGCUGGAGGCGGCGCGCACGGCAAAGGCGAACGGCAGCACGCGCUUCUGCAUGGGCGCGGCCUGGCGCGACAUGCGCGGGCGCAAGAACUCGCUGAAGAACAUCAAGCUGAUGGUCGAGGGCGUGCGCGGCAUGGGCAUGGAGUGCUGCGUGACGCUGGGCAUGAUCGACGAGCACCAGGCCAAGGAGCUCAAGGACGCCGGCCUGACGGCCUACAACCACAACGUCGACACGAGCCGCGAGUUUUACCCCUCCGUCAUCAGCACCCGCACCUACGACGAGCGCCUCAAGACGCUGUCGCACGUCCGCGACGCCGGCAUCAACGUCUGCUCCGGCGGCAUCCUCGGCCUGGGCGAGAAGUCCAAGGACCAUAUUGGUCUGCUGUACACCGUCUCUAACAUGCCAUCGCACCCGGAGAGCUUCCCCGUCAACGCCCUCGUCCCCAUCAAGGGCACGCCGCUCGGCGAUAAGAAGCCGCUCGAGUUCACUUCCAUGCUGCGCACUAUCGCCACUGCCCGCAUCAUCAUGCCGGCCACCAUUAUCCGUAUCGCCGCCGGUAGGAAGACGAUGAGCGAGGAGAAGCAGGCUCUAUGCUUCAUGGCUGGCGCCAACGCCAUCUUCACUGGCGAGAAGAUGCUGACCACCGAGUGCAACGGCUGGGACGAGGAUAGCCAGAUGUUCGGCCGCUGGGGCCUGGUGCCCAUGAAGAGUUUCGAGAAGAGCCCUCAGCCGGCGCCUGAAAUCCAGUAG
Molecule: messenger RNA, 1260 nt
Organism: Lasiodiplodia theobromae
Lineage: Eukaryota; Fungi; Ascomycota; Dothideomycetes; Botryosphaeriales; Botryosphaeriaceae
Product: Biotin synthase
Exons: 2
Coding region: 1-1260 (419 amino acids)
Biological process (GO): biotin biosynthetic process
Cellular component (GO): mitochondrion
Molecular function (GO): 2 iron, 2 sulfur cluster binding; biotin synthase activity
Source: RefSeq, a predicted model, not a curated record